AUGCAGUUCCGGAAGCUGAUCGCCGCACUGGUGCCAGCUCUGCUGACCUGGCAGGCCAGCGCCGCAAGCAGUCUCCAGUACGACUCCAGCAAGCCCGUCUUCACCUUUGACUACGCCACGACGGCGCCGUACACGAGCAACUGGGUUGCCAUCUACCCCAAGGGCUACAACCCGGCCGCGGCCGACCAGCGCACGCAGUACCUCAGCUGGACCUACGCGCCCGAUCAGCGCGGCACCGUGCAGGUUGCAGCCCCCAACGCCCAGCCCGGCGAGUACACGGCCUGGUUCCUGGCCAAGAGCGGCUUCACCAAGCUCGCCGGCCCCGUGGCGGCGCUGAACCGCGGCGAGACGGGCCCUGUUGCGUUCAUCGUGAGCAACUUUACCACGCAAAACGCGCGCGAGAAGGGUGCGUUUUCGGCGCGCGUGGCGGGGCUGGUCAAGGGCCGGCUGCCGGCGCUCACGUUCAGGCUCGUGUCGGACUCGUCGCCGUCGCGCUGGGUCAAGGUCGGCCGCGACGGUGUCAUCUCGGGCACGCCAGCCAGAGGCGACCGCGGCACCACGACGGUGGUGGUAGGCGCCACCGCAGACAAUGGCUCCAAGACGACGCUGCAAGUCACCAUUCCCGUCGCGGCCGUCGACGCGCCGCUGGUGGACAAGCUGAAGGUGACGACGAUGAACCUCUGGAUCGGCGGCGCGUACGUCCACCACAGCCACUACAAGCAGGUCAGCUACCUGGCGAGCACCAACGCCGACGUUAUUGGGCUGCAGGAGACGGUCAGGCCCGGCGACGCCGGCGCGCGCCUCGCCGACGCGCUCGGCUACUACCACCACGACAAGGGCGACAAGGCCAUCCUGUCGCGCUACCCGAUCGUCGAGGCCCUCGACGCCAACGACGCGGCCGCCGCGGUGCGCAUCCAGCUCGACGGCAAGGACAGCGAGAUCAUCUUCUACACGGCGCACCUCGGCUACGACCCGUACGGGCCCUACGACUUUUGCUUCGGCAACAUGACGGCCGCGCAGGUGACGGCGCGCGAGGCCGAGUCGGGCCGCACGCCGCAAAUCAUGGAUAUCUCCGCCGCGAUGGCCAAGCUGCUCCCCAACGCGGACAGGGUGCCCGUGUUCCUGACGGGCGACUUCAACGCGCCUUCGCAGCUGGACUGGACCGCGGCGACAAAGGACGCGCACUGCGGCGUCGGGUACUAUGAGUGGCCGACGUCCAAGUACCCGCUCGCGGCCGGCCUCAAGGAUACCUUUCGCGCGCUGCACCCCAAUCCUGCGCUGGAUCCGGGCAUUACCUGGUCGCCGCUGCACCCGGCGUCGCAGGAGCCGCCCGACAGGAUCGACUUCAUGUACUAUGGCGGCAAGGGGGUCAGGCCGCUUGCGUCCAAGCCGAACAUCGUGGGCACGCCCAGGUUCGUGCCGGACCAGUGGGACAAUGAGUGGCCGACGGACCACAAGAGCUUCGAGUCGCUGUACCAGCUGCUGCCGAGUGCGCAGAGGAAGAAACCGCGACAAGUGCGUAGAAGGACGGCGCGUGGUGUUUAG
Molecule: messenger RNA, 1545 nt
Organism: Cordyceps militaris CM01
Lineage: Eukaryota; Fungi; Ascomycota; Sordariomycetes; Hypocreales; Cordycipitaceae
Product: exonuclease III
Exons: 1
Coding region: 1-1545 (514 amino acids)
Cellular component (GO): membrane
Molecular function (GO): calcium ion binding; catalytic activity
Source: RefSeq, a predicted model, not a curated record